AUGCUAUUUACAAGAAUAUUAUGUCAAGGCGUGAAAUUCACCAAGGGAACGGCUACACAGCCCAAACUCAGUCCAAAAUCACUACCGAAAGGCAAUUUGUAUACCAAUCUUUUAGUAACAACACUAUAUGGGACAGGCCUGGCAUCUUUAUAUUUAGAAUCAACUAGUUUGAAAAAGUCUAAGACGAAGCAAGGUCCUCCUGCUAUUACAGAAGAUGACGUUGUCGAUAUAGUCCACGAUUCACCAAAUAGGAUAUUCAAGCCAAAACUCAACACGCAAGAAGAGAAAAGACAAGAUUUGCAACUAAGUGACUUUCGUAAAGUGGUUCAUUCGUUAACAUAUGGCGAUGUCUCACAAUUCGCAAUUGCCUGGGGGUUUCUUAUGCAAUUAUCAAACCUUAUCGGCAGUUCUUCUUUGGGGAGGAAAUCUCUAUUUUAUAAGGGAAGUGUAGUUGGUGUCGUUGGGUUUCCAUCCCUGAUAUAUAUGGCCCUUAGACUCAGAAUGAAGCAAUUGGAGAAAGCCGGAGUCCACUUUGAAUGA
Saccharomyces eubayanus is the source of this 540-nucleotide messenger RNA. It is a transcript of the gene FMP33, whose product is annotated as Fmp33p. The record is from RefSeq and is a predicted model, not a curated record. The coding region runs from base 1 to 540 and encodes 179 amino acids. NCBI's taxonomy places the organism in Eukaryota, Fungi, Ascomycota, Saccharomycetes, Saccharomycetales, Saccharomycetaceae. The transcript has a single exon.